Messenger RNA from Lontra canadensis (Northern American river otter), 2609 nucleotides. It is a transcript of the gene CEBPA, whose product is annotated as CCAAT enhancer binding protein alpha. NCBI's taxonomy places the organism in Eukaryota, Metazoa, Chordata, Mammalia, Carnivora, Mustelidae. The transcript has a single exon. The coding region runs from base 144 to 1211 and encodes 355 amino acids. The record is from RefSeq and is a predicted model, not a curated record. Gene Ontology annotation, biological process: regulation of transcription by RNA polymerase II; myeloid cell differentiation; DNA-templated transcription. Gene Ontology annotation, molecular function: RNA polymerase II cis-regulatory region sequence-specific DNA binding; DNA-binding transcription factor activity, RNA polymerase II-specific.
CCCGCGCGGGCCUGGCCAUUCGCGACCGGGAGCUGCGCGGGCGCGAGGGAGUCGGGGCUCCGGGUGGGCGGUGGCAGCAUUGGCGCCCCGCGCAGGCUGGAGGCCGCCGAGGCUCGCCAUGCCGGGAGGACUGUAGCUCCCCCAUGGAGUCGGCCGACUUCUACGAGGCGGAGCCGCGGCCCCCGAUGAGCAGCCACCUCCAGAGUCCCCCGCACGCGCCCAGCAGCGCCGCCUUUGGCUUUCCCCGGGGCGCGGGCUCCGCGCAACCCCCCGCCCCACCUGCCGCCCCGGAGACGCUGGGCGGCAUCUGCGAACACGAGACGUCCAUCGACAUCAGCGCCUACAUCGACCCGGCCGCUUUCAACGACGAGUUCCUGGCCGACCUGUUCCAGCACAGCCGGCAGCAGGAGAAGGCCAAGGCGGCCGCGGCCCCCGCAGGAGCCGCCGGCGGCGACUUUGACUACACGGGCGCCCCCGGGGGCCCCGGCGGCUCCGUGAUGCCGGGAGGGGCGCACGGCCCCCCUCCUGGCUACGGCUGCGCGGCGGCCGGCUACCUGGACGGCAGGCUGGAGCCCCUGUACGAGCGCGUCGGGGCGCCGGCGCUGCGGCCGCUGGUGAUCAAGCAGGAGCCGCGCGAGGAGGACGAGGCGAAGCAGCUGGCGCUGGCCGGCCUCUUCCCCUACCAGCCGCCGCCUCCGCCGCCGCCGCCGCACCCGCACCCACCGCCCGCGCACCUGGCCGCCCCGCACCUGCAGUUCCAGAUCGCGCACUGCGGCCAGACCACCAUGCACCUGCAGCCCGGCCACCCCACGCCGCCGCCCACGCCCGUGCCCAGCCCUCAUCCGGCGCCGGCUCUCGGCCCCGCUGGCUUGCCAGGCCCGGGCGGCGCGCUCAAGGGGCUGGCCGCGACGCACCCCGACCUCCGCGCGGGCGGCGGCGGCAGCGCGGGCAAAGUCAAGAAGUCGGUGGACAAGAACAGCAACGAAUACCGGGUGCGGCGCGAGCGCAACAACAUCGCCGUGCGCAAGAGCCGGGACAAGGCCAAGCAGCGCAACGUGGAGACACAGCAGAAGGUGCUGGAGCUGACCAGUGACAAUGACCGCCUGCGCAAGCGGGUGGAACAACUGAGCCGCGAACUGGACACGCUGCGGGGUAUCUUCCGCCAGCUGCCCGAGAGCUCCCUGGUCAAGGCCAUGGGCAACUGCGCGUGAGGCGCGGGGCGGCGGGACCGCCCUGGGCCGGCCGCUGGCUGUGACCCAGGGAGUGGUUUCGGGUCUCCGGAUCUCAAGACUGGCCCCGCGGCGCAAGCCGGGACUAGGAGAUUCCGGUGCCGCCAGAAAGCCUGGCCUGCAGCGCGCGCCCCUUGCCUUCCUCUGCGCCAGAUUCCGUGCGUCUAAGAGAAGGGUCAGGCGGUGGUUUCUCCCUGCAGGAGGGGAGAAGUGCCAUGGGGCUGAGCCGGAAGCCCCGGCAACUCUAGUAUUAAGGAAUAACCUUGUGCCUUGGAAACGCAAACUCACCGCUCCGAUUCCUACCGAGUAGGGGGAGCAAAUAUGUGCCUUGUCAUUUUAUUUGGAGGGUUCCUGCCUCAAUCGUGAGGCUGCAGGGCCCCAGGAGAGAAGGCAGUGUGCAGGCCCAGGGCAGGAAGGAAGGUCCAGGGAGCAGAGAUCGUGACAAGCCGGCCCUAGCCGCUCCUCCAGCGCCUGUCCUUGGAAGGGAGGAAAUACAGGGACUUGGAAGGCUGUUUCCCUAGUUCUGCACGAAGGUGGAGGGUGCCUAGUUCCUUGCCUCUAAUUUCCCAGCCUACAACAGGCUGGGCUUCCCUGGGCAGAACUCACUUAGAUGGGGGUCACCGGGUGACCCGUGGGAGCCCCCUGCCCCCAGUCAGACCAGAAAGCUAGGACAUGGGUUACCUCUCCGGACAUGUGUUCAUGGGAGUGGCGUCCUGGUGGCGCAGGGAAACCUAGAGCUCUGGUCCGGGGAGGGGGUGGGGGCUGGGGUGAAGGGACCCUGGGACAAGGCGCCUUGUCCUGUGUGUUGCCAGCAUUGCCAUGCAAACACGGAGCACAAUCUGCCCAUCCCAGAGGGACCGAAGUUAUGAGAAGCUUUCCAAAUAUUUUGCUUUAUCAGCCGAUAUCAACACUUGUAUCUGGCCUCUCUGGGUCCCAGCGGUGCCUUGUGCAAUGUCAAUGCGCACGUCUAUGCUAAACCACCAUUUUAUUUGGUUUUUGUUUUGUUUUGGUUUUGCUCAGAUACUUGCCAAAAUGAGACUCUUUGUCAACAGCUGCUGCAAGGGGGGUCCUCGGCUCUCUUUCCUUUUGGUUUUGGGGGAUUGCUUUUGCCCCCCGGGGGAACCAAAGAGGUGAGGUGGGCUUCCUCUUUCCCUGGGGGGAGGGGACCUGUGGGCCUCGGUGCCCUCUGGCCUGGGCCGCCCACAGGCCCGUCCCUGCAGAGGCCCUGGCUCCUGGUCUGGAAGGGAGGCGGCCUCCAGCCAGAUCGCCGGGGCCGGGAGCAGGGAAGGACAGCUUGGUUCUCUUCUUUGGGGGAGAACGUAGAGUUUCAUGCUAGAUGUUUUAUGUAUUAUAUCUAUAAUAUAAACAUAUCAAAGUAAA